Molecule: messenger RNA, 2400 nt
Organism: Astyanax mexicanus (Mexican tetra)
Lineage: Eukaryota; Metazoa; Chordata; Actinopteri; Characiformes; Acestrorhamphidae
Product: DNA ligase 1-like
Exons: 2
Coding region: 220-2376 (718 amino acids)
Source: RefSeq, a predicted model, not a curated record
UCUGCUUGCGCCUGCGACUGAACUGCACUGAGAGAGAGAGACACCUGCACAGAGAGAGAGAGAGACACGUUCCUAUACAGAGAGACAGAGAGAGAGCUAUUCAGAGAGAGAGACAGAGAGACAGAGAGACCGAGAAAGAGACACUUGUCCAGAGAGACAGAGAGUUUAUUCAUAUAUACGCUACUUUUUACAGUUCACUACAGAACAGCAGAAAGAACCAUGGCGAAGAGCCAGUGUGCCAGAGACCUGGAGAAGAUAACCCCUGAGCAGAGAGACCCAACAUCCAGAGGGCUCGACCAGGGCAAAAUCCAGGAGGCUGAUUGGGCCACGAAGAAAAAGAAGCUGAUGCAGAAGGCAGAACAGCUGGAGAAGGAAAGAGAGAGGCUGAGAAUGAUGAAGCUGAUAGAUAAAGAGCAGGUGGGAGAGAAGACUGAGCCAAUGAAGGUGAAGGAGGUCCAGAAAGCAAUGGAAGAGCUUCAGGAGAAAGAGACCGAAAGAAGAGACAGAAUCCUGCAGGCCUGGACUGUAGCAGGCAAAGAAUGGGAUGAGGAGAAAAUGAAGCUGAAGCAGGAGAUAGAACAGCUGAAGAAAGAAGGAGAGAAGCUCAGAACGAGUAAGAAGAGCGAUGAAAAGCAGAAUGGAGAGCAGAGGGAUCUCAAAGAAAUGAGAGAGGCCCACAAGAGACAAAUGGAACUGCUUCAGACGACAGAGACGGAAAAAAGAAGCAGAAUCCUGAAGGCCUGGACUGUAGCCAGUGAUGAAUGGAAGGAGAAGGAAAAGAAGAUGAAGCUGGAAAUAGAACAGCUGAAGAAAGAAGGAGAGAAGCUCAGAACUGGCAAGAAGAAAGAUGAAGAGCCGACGGGAGAGGUGAAGGAUCUCUUAGAAAAGAAAGAGGUCGAGAAAGCAUUCAAACUUCUUCAGAAGAAAGAAACUGAAAGAUGUGACAGAAUCCUGAAGGCCUGGACUGAAGCCAGUAAAGAAUGGAAGGAGGCAGAAAAGAAGAUGAAGCUGGAAAUAGAAAAGCUGAAGAAAGAAGGAGAGAAGCUCAGAACUGGCAAGAAGAAAGAUGAAGAGCAGAAGGGAGAGGUGAAGGAUCUCUUAGAAAAGAAAGAGGUCCAGAAAGCACUAGAACAGCUUCAGAAGACAGAUAAUGAAAGAUGUGACAGAAUCCUGAAGAGCUGGACUGAAGCCAGUAAAGAAUGGAAGGAGGAGAAAAAGAAGAUGAAGCUGGAAAUAGAACAGCUGAAGAAAGAAGGAGAGAAGCUCAGAACUGGCAAGAAGAAAGAUGAAGAGCCGACGGGAGAGGCGAAGGAUCUCUUAGAAAAGAAAGAGGUCGAGAAAGCAUUCAAACUUCUUCAGAAGAAAGAAACUGAAAGAUGUGACAGAAUCCUGAAGGCCUGGACCGAAGCCAGUAAAGAAUGGAAGGAGGCGGAAAAGAAGAUGAAGCUGGAAAUAGAACAGCUGAAGAAGGAAGGAGAGAAGCUCAGAACUGGCAAGAAGAAAGAUGAAGAGCAGACAGGCGAGGUGAAGGAUCUCUUAGAAAAGAAAGAGGUCCAGAAAGCAUUCGAACUUCUUCAGAAGAAAGAGACUGAAAGAAGGGAUGGAAUCCUGAAGGCCUGGACUGAAGCCAGUAAAGAAUGGAAGGAGAAGGAAAAGAAGAUGGAGCUGGAAAUAAAACAGCUGAAGAAAGAAGGAGAGAAGCUCAGAACUGGCAAGAAGAAAGAUGAAGAGCAGAAGGGAGAGGUGAAGGAUCUCUUAGAAAACAAAGUGGUCCAGAAAGCAUUCAAACUGCUUCAGAAGUCAGAGUAUGAAAGAUGUGACAGAAUCCUGAAGAGCUGGACUGAAGCCAGUAAAGAAUGGAAGGAGGCGGAAAAGAAGAUGAAGCUGGAAAUAGAACAGCUGGAGGAGGAAGGAGAGAAGCUCAGACUGAUGAAGCAGAAAGAUGAAGAGCAGUUGAGAGAGCUGACUGAGCUCAAGAAAACAAUAGAGCCCUCCAUGAAAGAGAUCCGUGAAUUGAAGGAAAAGAUGGAGAUGCUGAUGAAAGAAAGAGAGAAGGAGAUGGAAAAGAUGAUAGAAGAGAGAGAGAAUGACAAGAAGAAGAUUGAAUUGAUGAUGAAAGAGAAGAAGGAGAUGGAAAAGAGGAGGAGCGAGAGAAAGAAAAGGAAGGAGAUGGAAAAGAGGAUGAAGGAGACUGAAGCCAAGGUGUUGAAGGAGGAAAAGAAGAAGAAAGAGCAGAAAGAGAAGGAGGAGAGAGAGAUGGAGGAGAUGGUGCAGAAGAUGGAGGCACUAACCCUUGGUGAUGUGACUGAGUGGCAAAGGACUCAGCUAAAGAUGAGGAGGAGAAGAAGAAGAGUUCCAUUAAACACUCUUUUCUAAAUCUCACUUUCUUUUGAUCUUUCU